UAAAUACACCCUCUUAAAUAUGUAAAUGGACUCUUAUUACCUAUUAAUUCCGUUGCUAAAAGUGAAAAGAUGACAAAACCAGAAGGUUACUCAUAUGUGAGGUUUAUGACUAUCCUGUAAUAUUGAGGUGUUGUGUCAUCAAAUGCACUCUAGAGGUCAGUAUGCACUCAUGAACAAUAGCUGCCUAAUAAUUUCCCACCCAUUCACAUUGCCAGCAAAUCAGAUUUUAUUUUUGUAGGGCUCUGGUCUAGAUAUCUGAUACUGACUGCGAUCGACGAAGCUGUGGAAAGGAAAGGAUCAUAACAACAUUGUAGAUUUGUUGCAAAAUUUGAAGUGAUUUUGAAAUCUUUUCAGCGGAAUGGCAGAGAACAAAGGAUACGGCCACAGACUGGUUUUUCUUUUGCUUUUCCUCCACCCCGUUAGUGGCGACAUGAGCUACUCUAUUCCAGAGGAGAUGAAACGUGGAUCUGUAAUCGGGAAUAUUGCGAAGGAUUUGGGUUUAAAUGUGGGCCAGUUGUCUGCUCGUAAAGCACGUAUUGAUCCAGAGGACAACGACGUACAUCACUGCGGCAUUAACCUCAACACAGGUGACUUGACAGUUCAGGAAAGGAUUGACAGAGAGGGACUGUGCGGUAAAAAGGCAUCAUGUUUUUUAAAACAGCAACUUGUACUGGAAAACCCAUUAGAACUACACCGUAUCAAUAUCCGUGUUCAAGAUAUUAAUGAUAAUUCCCCACAGUUUAAUGAAGACUCACUAAAAUUAGAAAUUCAUGAAUCGGCAGACAAGGGUGCUCGUUUUCGUCUUGGAGAAGCACACGAUGCAGAUAUAGGAGACAAUGCUGUUCAAAGCUACACUUUACAGCAGAAUGAUCAUUUAAAAUUAAACAUUAAUACUAAACCAGGUGGACGAAAGUCCUGCGAUUUGGUCUUGGACAAAGAAUUAGACAGAGAGGAUAAAAAAGACAUGAUGCUCUUGCUGACUGCCUAUGAUGGCGGCUCUCCUCAAAGAUCAGGCACUGUAGUCAUACACGUCACUGUGCUUGAUGCUAAUGAUAACGAACCAGUAUUUAGUCAGACCAUCUAUAAAACAAGUCUGCCUGAAAACUCGCAAAUUGAUACAUAUGUAAUCACAGUCAGUGCAAGUGAUGCAGAUGAAGGUUUAAAUGGUGAAAUUACAUAUGCCAUUGACCAUAUUUCUGACGAGAAUAGUAAUGUCUUUAUUUUAAACCCCAAAACUGGAGAAGUGAGAGUGGCUGGGGUUGUGGAUUAUGAGAAAGUAAAAUCAUAUGAAAUGCAAAUAAGCGCUAAAGAUGGUCUUGGCUUAGUGUCAUAUUCAACAUUAAUUAUUGACCUAACUGAUGUAAAUGACAAUCCCCCUAUUAUCAAUUUGAAGUCACUGUCUAAUUCUGUGGCAGAGAAUGUGCCACCUGGCACUGAGGUGGGCAUCAUUAAUGUGCAGGACAGAGACUCUGAGCAGAAUGGACAGGUCCAAUGCUCCAUUCAACAACACGUCCCCUUUAAGCUCGUUGCUUCCAUUCCUAACUAUUAUUCUCUGGUGACGACUGGACAACUGGACCGAGAACUUGUGUCCGAUUACAACAUUACAAUCAGUGCCACUGAUGAAGGCACUCCUCCUCUGUCCUCCUCUAAAAGCGUUCAAUUGUCCAUAGCAGACAUAAAUGACAACCCACCUGUGUUUGAGGAAGAGUCCUACAGUGCAUAUGUGACUGAGAACAACAAGGCUGGCUCGACUUUAUGUUCCGUUAGUGCCCGAGACCCGGACUGGAGACAGAACGGUAGCGUGAUUUAUUCUCUGUUAGCCACUGAGGUAAAUAAUGCCCCAAUAUCCUCCUUUGUGUCUGUUAAUGGAGACACAGGGGAAAUUAAUGCCGUCAGGUCGUUUGACUAUGAACAUUUGAGGAGUUUUAAAGUCCACGUCAUGGCCAGAGACAAUGGUUCUCCUCCACUGAGCAGCAACGUGAGUGUCAGUGUGUUUGUCUCAGACGUGAACGACAACUCUCCUCAGAUACUGUACCCUGCUCCGGAGGGCAACUCCUUCAUGACUGAACUGGUCCCCAAAGCUGCACACAGCGGCUCUGUGGUGUCCAAAGUGAUAGCGGUGGACGCAGACUCCGGACAGAAUGCCUGGUUAUCUUAUCAUAUAGUCAAGUCCACAGAUCCAGGAAUAUUCACCAUUGGUCUCCACAGUGGAGAGAUCAGGACUCAGCGGGACAUUUUGGAAUCUGACAACAUGAAACAGAACUUGAUUGUGGCAGUGACAGAUAACGGACAGCCCAGUCGCUCUGCUACCUGCUCCAUGUAUUUACUUCUUUCCAAUAACUUGGCUGAGGUUCCAGAACUGAAGGAUAUUUCUUAUGAGGAGAAUAAUUCCAAACUGACCUCCUACCUGAUCAUCGCCCUGGUGUCUGUGUCCACCUUCUUUCUGACCUUCAUCAUUAUUGUCCUGGGUGUGAGGUUUUGCCAUAGGAGAAAGCCCAGAUUGUUGUUUGAUGGAGCAGUUUCCAUUCCCAGUGCGUAUCUCCCUCCUAAUUACGUGGAUGUUGACGGAACAGGAACUUUACGCAGCACCUACAACUAUGAUGCUUACUUGACUACGGGCUCCAGAACUAGUGACUUCAAGUUUGUUUCAUCUUACAAUGAUAACACGCUUCCUGCAGAGCAGACGCUGAGGAAAAGUCCAAGUGACUUUGUUGAUGAGCUUCAGGAAUCUUUUGACCCCUUGGAGGUAGGCAGCUUUCCUUUCCAAGAAACUCCUUUAUCCUAAUCUGUGUUUACCGUAUUAUUGUAUUUCAAAGUAUGAACAAUUCCGACAUUUGUUAGUAGGUGUUUAUUGCCUUUCAAACAGAAAUCCCUCAAGCCUUGUGGAAAUGUUUUCAAAAUUACAGAAUAUUUCUUGGCAAUUCAAUUAUGAGAAUCUAUUGUACCUCGUUGUGACUUUCAUGUUUGAAUAUUUUCUAUCAGUAUCUUCCUACAAUGCCCACGUACAAAUAGGUAAACUUACAAAUGGUUAAAGGACUUAAAUUGUGCUUUUACCGCUGAGGUACUCGAAGCACUUUGACACUCUAUCCUUAUUUAACUACUGAUGACGCCGCAUCAGGAGAAACAUGGCGCGUUCAGUAUCUUCCUCAAGGAUACUUAGACAAGGUCACCAGGGCGGGGAACCGAACCCACAGCUGCUGGGCUUUUUUUUUUUUUUUUGUCAUUUAGAAAAUCUUGAAAA
Messenger RNA from Corythoichthys intestinalis (scribbled pipefish), 3241 nucleotides. RefSeq names its product protocadherin beta-16-like. Gene Ontology annotation, cellular component: plasma membrane. The transcript has a single exon. Gene Ontology annotation, molecular function: calcium ion binding. NCBI's taxonomy places the organism in Eukaryota, Metazoa, Chordata, Actinopteri, Syngnathiformes, Syngnathidae. The record is from RefSeq and is a predicted model, not a curated record. Bases 359 to 2785 code for a protein of 808 amino acids. Gene Ontology annotation, biological process: homophilic cell-cell adhesion.